AUGGUCAGGACUUCCUCGCUCCUGACGCUCCUGGCUACUGCCGCCACCGCGGUUGCUAGUCAGGAGGUUGACGCCUCCAAGGUCCAGCCCGCCAUUCCCGGCGCCUUUAUCAUCGAGUUUGAAGAUGGCCAUAACACCCAGGCUUCCCUGGAUGCCGUCAAGAAGGACGCCAGUGUCCGUAUCGACCUCAACUUUGAGCUCUUCCAGGGUGUCUCGAUCCAGCUCAACGACGUCAACUCGGCCGAAGAAAAGGCGCAGAAGCUGGCCGAGCUGCCCGCCGUCAAGAACAUUUGGCCCGUCAGGGUCGUGCCCCGUCCCAAUCCCGCCGUCGAGUGGGUGGCCACCGAGGGCCUGCAGGCGCUGGUCCACGCCGACCCCAGCAGCAUCAACGCGCGCGACACGGCCGAGCCCAUUAGCUCGGCGCAGCGCAUGAGCCAGAUUGAGAAGAUGCGUGCCAAGGGCUACAAGGGCCGCGGCAUCAAGAUUGCCGUCAUCGACACCGGUAUUGAUUACAAACAUCCCGCUCUCGGCAGAUGCUUUGGUGAGGGCUGCCUCGUCAGCUAUGGCUACGAUCUCGUCGGCGACGCCUACGGAAACGGCAACUACCGCCCCGUGCCCGACAACGACCCCAUGGACUGCGGCGGCCACGGCAGCCACGUGGCGGGCAUCAUUGCCGCCCAGCCCAACGAGUUCAACUUUACCGGCGUGGCGCCCGACGUAACCCUCGGUGCCUACAAGGUCUUUGGCUGCACCGGCAGCACCGGCACCGACGUGCUCAUCUCAUCGUUUAACAAGGCCUACCAGGCUGGCUCCGACAUCAUCACGGCAUCGAUUGGCGGCCCCGCGGGCUGGGUGGACGAGCCCUGGGCCCUGAGCAUCUCGCGCAUCGUCGCCCGCGGCGUGCCCUGCACCGUCGCCGCCGGCAACGAGGGUGUGGACGGCCUCUUGUUCCCCAGCAGCGGGUCAUCCGGCAAGGGCGUCGUGUCGAUUGCUUCGUUUGACAACACGGAUACGCCUGCCCUCGCCAAUGUCAACUCAUACACGGUAGACGGUGGCAACAAGACGCAGCUCCUUUCCACCCCGUCGGACAAGGACGCGUGGGACGGCGUGACGCUCGAUGUUUGGGCUGGAAGUUACGACACGACAAAGGCCGACGACGGCUGCAAGGCGUACCCUGCCGACACCCCCGACCUGAGCAAGAAGGUUGUGCUCAUUCACCGCGGCAGCUGCUCCUUUACCGACAAGAUCAACUUUGCCACGGCCAAGGGCGCCAAGUACGUCCUCAUCUACAACAACGGGCCCGACGCCCUCACGAUGAGUGUUGUUGACACUCCCCUGGCCCAGGGCGCCAGCCUCAUCUCGCAAGUCGACGGCGUCAACAUUAUCAACCUGCUCAAGGAUGGCAAGAAGGUCACGGUGACGAUGGGUAGCUCGGCCAAGACGGCCAAGGUGUUGUCGUACAAGAAGAACGCGGCGACGGGUGGCGGGCCCAGCGCCUUUACCACCUGGGGUCCCUCGUGGGAGCUCUUUGUCAAGCCCGACGUAGGCGCUGCAGGCGGUAAUAUUCUCUCGACAUACCCCACGGCCAAGGGCUCUUAUGCCGUUUUGUCGGGCACUUCGAUGGCGACGCCCUUUAUCGCCGGCUCGGUGGCGCUGCUCCUCGAGGUGCGCGGUAAGAAGUUGGCUCCUGCGACGAUUACCAACCUCUUGUCGGCCAACGCCAAGCCUCAGCUGUUCAACGAUAAAACAAAGUUCCUGACCAAGCUGGCGCCGGUGCCGCAGCAGGGUGCGGGUCUUGUCCAAGUGUACGACGCGGCGUUUGCGACGACGCUGUUGGAGCCGUCUAGCCUUUCCUUCAACGAUACGGCCAACUUUGUCGAGCAGCUCAGCUUCAAGAUCAGCAACACGGGCAAGGAGUCAGUUAGCUACGACCUUGGCCAGGUGUCGGCCUACACCAUGUACGCGCUCGGCACGUCGGGUACCCAGGUGCAGGCGUUCCCCAACGACGCCGUCGACGCAUACGCCACGCUCAGCUUCAGCGAGGAGAAGCUGACGAUUGCGGCGGGCAGCUCGGCCUCUGUGGACGUGACGGUGUCGCCCCCUGAAGGUGUUGCCAUUGAGCGGCUGCCGAUCUGGUCGGGUUACGUGACCAUCAACGGUACGGACGGCACGGCGCUAUCGCUGCCGUACCAGGGCGUGUCGGGCUCGCUCAAAGACCACGUGGUGGUGGACGAGACGGGCGCCAGCUGGAUCUCGUGGAGCGACGACAAGCUCCUGACGCCGCUGCCGGUCAACCAGACGUUUACGCUGCCGACGCCCGGCCAGGCCUCGGGACAGACGCGGCUCCCGCAGUUUGUCAUCAACAUGUCGCUGGGGUCCAAGAACAUUACGGGGCACCUGCAGCCGAUGACGACGUGCCCGCCCAACGGAACGUACGAGUACAAGGGCUACAAGACGGUUGGCCAGCCGUUUACCUUCCCGAUGCUGUUUAGCAGCCGCGGCCCGACGACGGAUAUCUGGGACGGGCAGCUGGCGAAUGGCAACUACGCGCCGGCGGGCAAGUACCGCCUGAUUGUGCGUGCGCUGCGCGUGUUUGGCGACCCGGACAAUGAGGCGGACUGGGACACGUCGAUCGGUAACCGCUUCGUCAUCAAGUACGCGUAG
Molecule: messenger RNA, 2664 nt
Organism: Cordyceps militaris CM01
Lineage: Eukaryota; Fungi; Ascomycota; Sordariomycetes; Hypocreales; Cordycipitaceae
Product: subtilisin, putative
Exons: 3
Coding region: 1-2664 (887 amino acids)
Biological process (GO): proteolysis
Cellular component (GO): membrane; cell wall; cytosol
Molecular function (GO): tripeptidyl-peptidase activity; serine-type endopeptidase activity
Source: RefSeq, a predicted model, not a curated record